Messenger RNA from Colias croceus (clouded yellow), 2335 nucleotides. RefSeq names its product angiotensin-converting enzyme-related protein-like. The coding region runs from base 104 to 2227 and encodes 707 amino acids. The record is from RefSeq and is a predicted model, not a curated record. NCBI's taxonomy places the organism in Eukaryota, Metazoa, Arthropoda, Insecta, Lepidoptera, Pieridae. Gene Ontology annotation, biological process: proteolysis. The transcript is spliced from 10 exons. Gene Ontology annotation, cellular component: plasma membrane. Gene Ontology annotation, molecular function: metallopeptidase activity; peptidyl-dipeptidase activity.
AAGCAUAAGGGCGCAGUUAUUUUGUACUCUUGUCAGUUUCUAUCUGCUGUCCCUGUGCUAACCACGGCGCGAACCAUUUAAAUUGUGAUCAGGACAUGAGGAAAUGAUGUACAAAAUAUUUUUUAUUAUUAUUUUCACACUUACACACACCGGUUCUUGCGAUGACGUCAAUAAUUUAUUCGAAAAAAUAAAUAGAGAAACAGUAAAAUUAAAUGCAAUUGGCGCCAACAUAGGCUGGCAAUCUCUGAUCAAUCCUAGCAGUCCGGAGUUGCCAGGUAGAGCGGGGAAAUUUCAGAAAAGUCGAAUCAUUUGGCAACUGAACAACUGUAAUAGACUGGCAACAUUAUAUUUCGCGAAUCAGCUGAAUUCUACGCAAAAGCGGCAAACCUAUUUGUUGUGUAGAGGUUUGAAAUAUUCGUAUAAAGAAACAAGAAAAACAAGCAAUUUAUAUGAAGAAAUUCAAGCUAUCUAUAACGAUGCACAAGUAUGCAUACCCAACGUACAUAGCAAUAGUAGUUUGGCGCAAUUCGAGGAAGCCAUUUUGAAUUAUCUGUCAACGGUCAAUCCAAAUUCGGAACGCUUCAAAAAUUUAAAUACAGAAUGGGAAGGGAAUCAAAUGUGUCUCAAAGGGGAAAAAGAAUUUGAUAGUAUGAUGAAAUAUUCGAAAAAUGAAACAGUAUUGCGUUGGGUUUGGUUGGAAUGGCGGGAAAAAAUGGUGCAAAUGAAGACGCCAUAUUUGCAAAUGAUGAAAAUUGAAAAUAGAGCAGCAAAACGAAAUGGUUACAAAGACAUCGGCGCAGCUUGGCGGGAUGAAAUCGAACUCCCAGAUCUACGAAAACUGUGUUACCAGCUAUAUGAAAGCAUUCUCCCGCUAUACAAAUUAUUGCACGGUGUUGUCAGGUUUCAAUUAAGGAAACAUUACGGGGAAAUUGUGCCAGAGAAAGGGCCGAUUCCCGCACAUUUACUGGGUGAUCUUUGGUCCCAAAAUUGGGAACAUUUGAUAGACAUGAUCCUGACGCAAAAUAUUAAUUUAGAUGAUCGGAUUCAAAAGUUAAAUUGGACCGUUGAUCAUAUGGUAAGACGUGCUGAAGAUUUUUACACAUCCCUUGGUUUACCCGCCAUGACGCAAACAUUUUGGCGCGAAUCUAUAUUUACACAGAAAAAUAAUUCAAUACGCUGUCAUGGGACUGCUGCUGAUAUGUUUAAAAGUGGCGAUUAUCGGCUCUUAUACUGUUCUAACACGUCAUUUGAAGAUUUCUAUGUACUGCAUCAUGAAAUGGGUCACAUACAAUACUAUAUGGCUUAUGAAAAGCAACCUGGAUUGUUUCGGCAAGCUAACACAGCCCUCCACGAAACAAUUGGCGACACAAUAAUGCUCGGAGCUAUAACACCGCAACACUUACAUCGUCUAGGUCUCAUAAACGAUACAGAAUUAUUUUCAAACGACAGUGAUUAUGAAAAUAUAUCUAUCAAAGAUAUAGAAAAUGACUCUACCAAAUAUUUAGAUAACACAAUAAGUGUAAUAGAUAUUGGGAAAACGUUCAAACUAGUCAUUAAUGCUAAAAAGAGUAAUUUAGGAAAUUUAAAAGAGAACGUUAUUUUUAAAAACAAAGAUAGAAAAGGAGGUAUUAAUAAAAAAGGACAGAUAGCACCAAAUGUUAUAAGUGCAGACGAUAUACUUAUUCUAAAACAGGCUUUAAACAAACUACCUCAAAUACCAUUUUCCCUUGUACUAGAUGAAUAUAGAUGGAGGCUUUUUGAAGGUAGUUUAGAUAUGAGAUAUAUGAAUAAAGAGUUUUGGAAUUUAGUAAGAGAAUUGCAAGGAAUAGCACCUUUGGGAACUAGAGGAGAAAAUUAUUUUGAUGUUGGUGCUAAGUAUCAUGUUGCUGAUAAUGUGCCGUAUGUUAGGUACUUUUUAAGCAGUUUCGUUCAACACCAACUAUUCGAGCGUCUCUGUAAAGCGGCUGUAUUCGGUCGGAAGAACGUAGAUGAGUCUAUGCCCAGCUCUAUAGCUCUACAUCGUUGUGAUAUCUAUGGUUCGAAAGUGGCGGGAAAGAUUCUGAAGGACCUAAUGUCACGAGGAAGCUCUCAACAUUGGAUGGAGGUACUACAAGAAUCGGCGGAUAUCGAAACUAUUUCGUCCUCAUCAUUAAUUAAUUAUUACCGUCCUGUUUAUAACAUGCUAACUAAAUUUGUAAAGAAAUAUAAUAUACCGAUUGGCUGGUAGAUAGGUUAUAUAACGGUGCAUUUACAUCAAACGAACAUAGAGAUAGAGCAAGAGCAUUCUUUCGUGAUCUUUUAGUGUAAACGAACACUCGUAUUCAGUGUUGUUCAG